AUGGUGCACUUCUUUGCUCUCUGUUGUGAGCACAUUUUUCACCUCCUUUCCACUGUUUGUCUUGAGUGCAUUUCCUUCCUCCCCUCACUCAGCUGGGGGUUAAUUUCCUACAUUCCUUCCUCCCCACCUCUCUCUGCUGCGGGUGCAUUUCCUUGCUCCCCACCUCUCUCUGCUGCGGGUGCAUUUCCUUGCUCCCCACCUCUCUCUGCUGCGGGUGCAUUUCCUUGCUCCCCACCUCUCUCUGCUGCGGGUGCAUUUCCUUGCUCCCCCCACCUCUCUCUGCUGCUGGUGGGUGCAUUUCCUUGCUCCCCCCCUCUCUGCUGCGGGUGCAUUUCCUUGCUCCCCACCUCUCUCUUGCUCGGGUGCAUUUCGUUGCUCCCCACCUCUCUCUUGCUCAGGUACAUUUCGUUGCUCCCCACCUCUCUCUUGCUCGGGUACAUUUCCUUCCUCCCCCUCUGGUGCUUUCCCACCAUCUUUUCAAAUAUUUUCGUUUUUAUAUAUCUUUUUGCAUUCAAGUUCAUUUGCCAUCUGUGA
Acanthosepion pharaonis is the source of this 534-nucleotide messenger RNA. Lineage: Eukaryota; Metazoa; Mollusca; Cephalopoda; Sepiida; Sepiidae. The record is from the annotation of a GenBank genome assembly.